CGCAUCUAGCUAACCAGCUAGCUGGCUGGCUGGCUCGUUGUGCGCUUUUACGCACGGCACUUGUCUAAAGGCUCACUUACCCACGACAGUCGUAAACGUCAAUGAGCGCGUGAUUCCCGCCUAUCAACAAGAGAGUAAAACGUUGUGAGAGACUGCUCGUGCCCCACCUCUCCUUCGCUGGCUUUGGGAGAAAGUAAACAGCUCGGCUCUACACACCUUAUCGCUCACAAGCAGGCGCGUAACCGCGUUGCGCUAUCCAUGGUAUCUAAACAAAAAACAAGCCUCCCCCGGACGAGAGCAGCGGCAAACGCGUUUGUGGCAGGUUGUUCUCCAGUUAUGCAAGUGGACAACAGAAGGUCAAAGACUUGCUGUUAACAGAGAAGACAAAAGGAUGACAUAUCAUCACCUGAGCCGCUUGUUGGCACUUUACAUGAUAUUCUGCGCCACGCGUACAGCUUCCAUCGACCAAGGCGCACGGGAUUUCGAAAAAAAAGUGUUUAUGAUGCUGAAAGAAGAGCCAGAAAACCCCAAGUGCUUUGCAGAAGGCAGGAAGGACUUCACGUGCUUCUGGGAGGAAUAUGAGGAGAGGGCCAGCUCUGUGGAUCAGUACUGCUUCACAUACACCUACCAAAAUGAAAACAGCAGCAAGUGUCCACUGAGAGUCCUCCCUGUGGCAGGCGCGAAGAAGCUGUUCAUCUGCCACCUGAACCAAACCCAGAUGUUUGUCCGAAUGGACAUAGAAGUUCAUCGAGAGGGAAUACUGAUCCACAACCGUAGCCUUCUCGUCGAGCUUCUGUUUCUUCUGGACCCUCCGGCUAACGUGACAGUGAGCAGCACGGGCCAGCAAGGUCAGCUGAAUGUCACCUGGGUGCCUCCUCCUCUCAAGUACAUGGAUGACAGCAUGAUGUACGAGAUUGGCUACACUACGGCGGACAGCCACGUGGGGCAGGUAGAAGUGGCACGAGCCAGUUCAGAGUUGAUCCUGAGAGGCCUGCAGCCCGGUACAAAGUACAAAGUGCGAGUCCGUGUAAAGCUAGACGGGAUUAGCUACAACGGCUAUUGGAGUGCCUGGAGUGAGCCAGUGUUCAUGAAAACACUGCCUGCAGAACUCGACAUACUCCUCGUGUCUCUGACUCUCAUCAUCUCUUUCGUCCUCAUUGUGCUGUCUCUCACUCUGCUCCUGUUCCAUCGCAGGUUUCUUACAAAGAAGAUUUGGCCAACUAUUCCAACUCCUGACAACAAGUUCCAGGGCCUUUUUACUGUUUAUGGUGGGGACUUUCAGAAGUGGUUGGGGCAGACCAACGGUGGCUUAUGGUUGACUCCAGCUUUGUUCAACUUAGAAGAAUGCCCAUCUCCACUGGAAGUCCUGUCAGAGCUCAGCCUUUGCCCCCCACAGCACUCCCCGCCUCUGCCACCGAAGGCCUCUGAAGCUUUGACCACAGGCAGGAAGGAGGACACGGAUGUAAAGAAAGGGCUGAAGAAGACCGAGCCAGUGCAAAGAGGUGAUUCAUGUCUGACAGAGGAAUGGAGAGCCACACCACACGACCACUGGCUGAUGGACCGCUUACGGGCGCUCCAACAGAACCCCGUCCCCUGCUCCCAGUCCUCCAUGCUGGAGUCUCAAGACGCCUACGUCACCCUCAGUGCCAACAACCACAAUGCAGACGAACACCUGGAUGACAUUCUCGAGGAGACCUCACCCCUUGAGGUGCUUUUUGCCUCUAGAAAGACAGCGUUGUGUGAAUCUUACUCUGACCUGGGAUCCGUGCCGCAGAGCUCCGGGUCGGGUCGACUUUCAUCACAGUCCAGCUUUGAGUACCCAAACCAAGCCUGGAUGUCCAAAGGCCCAGGGUACACCUACAUGGCAGUGGCAGAUUCUGGGGUCUCUAUGGACUACAGCCCCAUGAGCAGAGUAGACGACAUUGGAAAAUUGGUUAUCUACGCCAAUGACUACAAGAACGAGAUCCCUGCUUAUAGAAGACCCUUCCUGUCGAGGCAGCACCCUUUCCAUGAUGACGGCUGAUAAGGAGCUAAGUUGGACAGGCUGCACAUGGACUGAGCCUUGAAGCACGCUCAGUGAAGGGUAUUGGGAUAUUCACCCAAAGCUACAUAGCCUCAACUGUUAAGAAAAGUGUACCAAGGAUUUGGAAGCUGACUUACACCAAAGUGUAAGCUAAAGGACUUAAGAAGGAAGAGUCCACUGGAUGUACAUGCACAGCAUUUUUACUUUAUCCAAAUCAUCUCUGAGCUGUACAGGACAAUACCAUUACACACAAAUGGCAGCAAAUACUUGACAUUUAAUGCAAAAGUCUGCGUGCUGAUCUGGAGUUAUUCUAUCCUGUAGAUCAGAUCGGGAUUUUCUUUUAUAAUUCACCAUAAUUGAAGCUGAGGGUGCAAACUCCCUGAGUGUUUCCAUGGUGAGUGUUAAUUUUAAGCUUAAACGAAAGAAUGGCUGUUAGGUUAAAAUACAAAGUAGACAUUUAGUGAUAUUGUCAGUGCACAGCAUUUUAAUCCUCACAUCCGACUCUAUAAUCCCCAAACUGUCUUGAUAUCUAUGUCAACAUGCAACUGUUUAGCAGGUAUAAUGUUUAAGCGUGUUAGCAUGCUAACAUUUGCUAAUUACAACUAAACGCAAAGCACAGUAAACCACAGUAUCGGUACUAUUUAGACCUUAUGAUGAUGGUAGAAGAAUCAAGCAAUCCAUCACAUAAUUGUCAAGAUAUUUCAGUCUGGACCAGAGGGGUUGCACAGACAGGGUAGGAGAGAGAAAAUAAUGAGAGAACAGAGUAAGACAUUAUUGUUAGGAGGAUUUGUUGACAAAAAAAAAAAUAUAUAUAUAUAUAGAACAUUACCAGCCUUAUACUUUAAAAUACCCUCAAAUUUAAGUUAUACAGCUGUCAAUGUAAUUUCCAAAUGUGAAGAAACUCACUGUAUUUGUAAAUAAUAUGAUGCUUUUUGUGUUUUUCAAAGUUGUUGCCAUUUCCUAAACACAGAACAAAAAUGAAAUACUACUACUGUAGGAGGUGCAGGAAGGUUUUAAGUCAGUAUUCAUUUGCAGAUAACUGUAGUUGUUACUAAGUCUAUUUCUUAUCAUGUUUAAGUUGUGUUUUUAGUCACUGCUGCCCUCUGUAGAGCAGAGCAUGUACAGUACAGUUUUAACCAUGACACAAAUUUUCAAAACAUUUAAAUUCAUUGCAGUUUUGAAAUCAAACCGAACAAUUUCCAUAUGUUUUUCAUGCUUGUUUUCUUUUGUGGCUUAGGAAAAAAGUAUAUAAAACAAAUACAUUUAUAUAUGCAUAUAACUAACUACAUUUCUAUACAUUGUUGACUUUGAGCAUAGUUUUGAGUAUAGUGUGACACAAAAAGGAAACAAAGGUUUAAAGCUCAGAACCCACAACAGUCUGUCUCUUACAAACUGUUGCAUAUUUGUCACAAGAGCACUUAAAAAUAAUAAUAAUAAAAAGGGUUACCCAUUGUUUUACAUUUGUGGAUAGCCUAUUAUCAGUUUUUUCCCCCCCAGUUUUGCAACAUAUAUUUUAAGAGAAAGUUUUACAUUUGCCACACUUAAAUAGCAAAUGUCUUCUUGUUAGGUUACAUAUUGCGUAUUUCCUCAUUAGGAGUUUACUUUGAAGUACAGUAAUAUAUUUUCCCUGUUUUUCAUUUUCAGAAACUUUGAAAAUAAUAUUCUGUAUAAAUAAAUAUUGUUUAUUUUUCAAAAUAAGUAUUUUCUAUAUUAUUUUUUGAUUUGUAAAAUACUUAAACUGUGAUAUCAGCCACUUAAGUCCAGUGUCUCACUCCAGUGUUGUGUAAAUCUGUGGUUCCCAACCUCAGGGACAGGGGACCUCUCAAAGACUUGCAACAUAAAACUAAGGGGUCACAAAAUGAUUAAGGGCAUAUUAAUUAAGAAAAAACCUAAAUAUGCUAUACAGAACAUAUGUUUAGGUGUAUUGACUGUGUAUUGUUUUAAUUUAUUUAAAUUUAAAACAAUUCCAUUCCUCAGUGUC
Micropterus dolomieu (smallmouth bass) is the source of this 4004-nucleotide messenger RNA. RefSeq names its product erythropoietin receptor (gene epor). The record is from RefSeq and is a predicted model, not a curated record. The coding region runs from base 392 to 2023 and encodes 543 amino acids. Gene Ontology annotation, cellular component: membrane; external side of plasma membrane. Gene Ontology annotation, molecular function: protein binding; cytokine receptor activity. The transcript has 8 exons. NCBI's taxonomy places the organism in Eukaryota, Metazoa, Chordata, Actinopteri, Centrarchiformes, Centrarchidae. Gene Ontology annotation, biological process: cytokine-mediated signaling pathway; hemopoiesis; positive regulation of cell population proliferation.